AUCAAAAGUCAACGAUUGAACUUUGAGUUUUAAAGUAUCUUGUACAAUCUAUAAAGCAAGGAGUUGCAGAGAUUAUCCAAGAAAGCAUGACUGCAACUCUCAUCCUCAAUCUCGUUAAGAAUUAAAUAUUUCAGAAAUUUGAUAAUGUUUAAAUUGUUUUGUCAAAUUAAAAAUAAUCCAUUAGGAGCGAUUCUAGGAGGAGUAAUCCCUGUAACAAAGACAGUGAUCGCUUGUCCUCUCUAUUGCUUACAAGUAGAGUACAUGACUUGUCCUUCCUCCGGGGACGACAAGCUUCCACCGAGAUGCAAUUGUUGUCUUGCUCCCAAGAACUGUACUCUCCAUCUCUCUGAUUCUACUUCUAUCCAUUGUAACAAAUGACCAAUAUAAAUCUAGUAAGAACCUGAUGGAA
Camelina sativa (false flax) is the source of this 409-nucleotide messenger RNA. The record is from RefSeq and is a predicted model, not a curated record. NCBI's taxonomy places the organism in Eukaryota, Viridiplantae, Streptophyta, Magnoliopsida, Brassicales, Brassicaceae.